Leptosia nina is the source of this 939-nucleotide messenger RNA. Lineage: Eukaryota; Metazoa; Arthropoda; Insecta; Lepidoptera; Pieridae. The record is from the annotation of a GenBank genome assembly.
AUGCAGUUUGAAAGCGAAGCAAUUACUGCAACUGCGGCGAUCAAUCAAGAACAAAACAGCCCCUCGGUCAACAGCAAUAGUCAAACAACUGCAGCAACAUCGAAUUAUUCACUGUAUCCGAAUUUGCCUGCUGCAGCGACGAGGGCCAAUGUUAUGCAACCUAUGGGAGGUUUUACAGUUCAUCCCACAGCCCCAACUGCACCGCCAUUUGUCACAUUCUCUGCGUACGAAACUCAGAAAGGAGAUUACUUUGAUGGAAAAUUUAAUGAACGACGUUCGAUGAAUACAAAAUGUGUCGAGUCAUUGCAAAGAUGUCCUAACUGUCUUGAUGGUUGUCAAGUACGCGCCGUUAAAAGCAAACUACCGGAGCAUCUAAAGGAGUGUCUAUACAAUGAUUUGUCCUGUCCUGUUAAUGCGGUUCAACAAUGCUCGUGGAAAGGUAAAAUUAAUCAACUCACCCCGCAUUUCGAAGAAAAGCAUCCCGAAUGUCUAGAAAUACUGGUUAAUAGAGAAAGUAUAUUGCAUAUCGGACAUAGUUACCAGUUUACAAAUCUCGUCAAUGUUGGAUCUAAUAAGUUCUUACUGCAUCUAAUUGUAAGAAAGGAUCAGAAGACCAUAACGUUCGCCGUCCAACAUUUCGGGACGGAGAAAAAUGCUAACAAGUGGACGCACGAAUUACGUGUCUAUGAUAAGAGUGAGCCUCGAAGAUUGUUCAGUUAUGUAAAUAGCUGCCAAUCACACAAUGAUUCGUUAAACGGGCUUAUAAAGAGACGCGAAGUAGGAAUCGCGGACUUGGACUACUUGAAGACAUUUGCCAAGGAAGAUACAAUAACAUAUAAGCUUUUAAUUACAAAUGCUUCAUACAAGGACCAGAAUCAAACCAGAGGUAAACAUCAAAGGAGGGAACAAAACUCAAUAUCAUACACAUCACGUAGUUAG